Molecule: messenger RNA, 2421 nt
Organism: Chenopodium quinoa (quinoa)
Lineage: Eukaryota; Viridiplantae; Streptophyta; Magnoliopsida; Caryophyllales; Amaranthaceae
Product: aspartokinase 1, chloroplastic-like
Exons: 13
Coding region: 406-2100 (564 amino acids)
Biological process (GO): amino acid biosynthetic process
Cellular component (GO): chloroplast stroma
Molecular function (GO): aspartate kinase activity
Source: RefSeq, a predicted model, not a curated record
UAUUUUCGAUUUUUGAUUUUCGUUAAAAAAAAAAAAUUAAAAAUUAGAAAACUAAAAACAAAAUACGAUAUCAAACAACUAGUAUCAUUCACAUCUCCAUUGAACAUCACUCACUAAAAAUCGGGUGGUCCGGGUAUAUCCUGUGACCCGAAAGAGGCGGAAACUCGGAAGAUACUAAAAACACAAAAACCCUACUACUAUACGCAAUCUUAAUUUUUUCCAAUUCCCCCAUUUUUGUUUGCUCUCCUCGUCCUACGCAUUCCUUUGACUGCUCUCUCUCUCCUAUGCUUUCCAACGCCCUCUGAUUUUCAAUACAGAGAGUCAGAGAGAGAGACAGAAACAGAAACACACACAAAUCCUCCCCUCAUUUCAUAUUCGUCGACAAUCCUUCUUCUUCAAUCUCUAAUGGCGGCUUCCUUGCAUUUCCAUGGCGUCAAAGCUGCUGUAACUCCCAAAUUCAUCCCUUCUACACCUUUCUUGAAGAACUUAGGUUUCAAUUGUUGUCCCCAACAACUUCAAUUGAUGGGAUGUAAAUCAAUGGCGAUUGCGAAGAACACGAAGACGAAUCAUUCAUUCACAGUUAAUUGUUUGAAGGUGGAGGAAGAGAGACAUACUCAGCAAAGUAAUUUUGACGAGCAGAAGACUUUCACGGUUGUAAUGAAGUUUGGUGGAUCGUCUGUUUCUUCUGCUGACAGAAUGAAGGAGGUUGCUCAGCUUAUUCUCAGUUUUCCUGAAGAAAUUCCUGUUGUUGUUCUUUCUGCCAUGGGAAAGACCACUAGCAAUCUCCUCAAUGCCGGAGAAAAGGCGGUAAGUUGCGGAGCUUCGAAGGCGUCCGACAUCCCGGAACUCAGCCUUAUUAAGGAUCUUCAUUAUAGGACGGUGGCCGAGCUCGGAAUCGAUGUCUCUGUUGUAUCUUCGCAUUUAGAGGAAUUAGAGCAGCUUCUCAAGGGUAUUGCAAUUAUGAAGGAACUCACCCUGCGUACUAAGGAUUAUCUUGUUUCUUUUGGAGAGUGUUUGUCCACCCGGAUUUUCGCCGCUUAUAUGAACAAAAUUGGUGCCAAAGCGCGACAAUAUGAUGCAUUUGAUAUUGGGUUUAUUACAACGGAUGACUUUACCAAUGCGGACAUUUUAGAAGCAACCUAUCCAGCCUUAGCCAAAAGAUUUUAUGAUGAUUGGGCUGCUGAUCCUGCAAUUCCCAUUGUCACUGGUUUCCUUGGAAAGGCUUGCAAGUCUUGUGCUAUCACAACACUGGGCAGGGGUGGCAGUGAUUUAACUGCUACAACCAUCGGCAAAGCACUGGGCUUAAGGGAAAUACAGGUAUGGAAAGAUGUUGAUGGUGUUUUAACUUGUGACCCAACGAUUUAUCCUCAAGCUCAACCUGUACCAUACCUAACGUUUGAUGAGGCAGCUGAGCUUGCUUAUUUUGGGGCACAGGUUUUGCAUCCACAAUCAAUGAGACCUGCUAGGGAGGGGGAUGUUCCUGUCAGAGUGAAAAAUUCAUACAACCCAAAAGCUCCAGGGACACUUAUCAACAGGGCACGUGAUAUGAGUGAGGUUCUACUUACUAGCAUAGUGUUGAAGCGGAAUGUUACCAUGUUGGAUAUAGUUAGUACUCGCAUGCUUGGUCAAUUUGGAUUCCUUGCAAAGGUCUUUUCGAUAUUUGAGGAUUUGGGGAUCUCUGUGGAUGUUGUUGCUACUAGUGAAGUGAGUAUAUCACUGACGUUGGAUCCAUCUAAGCUUUGGAGCAGAGAACUUAUUCAGCAGGCAAGAGAACUUGAUCGUGUAGUAGAGGAGUUGGAAAAUAUCGCAGUUGUUAACUUGCUGCAAAACAGAUCAAUCAUAUCUCUCAUUGGGAAUGUACAAUAUUCGUCUUUAAUUCUAGAAAAGGCUUUUCAUGUUCUUCGAACCAACAAUGUUAAUGUCCAGAUGAUCUCACAAGGGGCUUCUAAGGUCAACAUAUCUUUGAUAGUAAAUGAUAAUGAAGCUGAAAAAUGUGUCAAGGCACUUCAUUAUGCAUUUUUCGAAAGCAACGAUGUUCCUGAAUUGCAUCAAAGUGGUGCAACAAUCGGAAACGGCUCAGUAGUUAGCUUAGAUAACUGAGAUAUUUUGGGCUCAGUUCUGCACACAGCAUUCUGUGUUGAUUCUUUUUUUGGCAUACUCAACUUUUCCAUGAGGGGAAACCCAUAGUCCUUGAGCUGCAGUUGUCAACGGACUCAUUGUUUAUGAUCCAAGGGAAAUUUUCUAUAUGUACUUUUUAUUUGAAGUUGUGCUUUUUGAUGGUGUGCAAGCUGUUGUAUUGUAUUAGUAGUUACUUAGAACUUCAUUGUUGUCGCAGCCCAAAGGAAGUAUUCUUUUGUGGCUCUUUAUGCUGUUAUGGUAAUUCUUGUCGAUUAUGCGUUACAAAGUAUUUUUUUUAAAAAA